GAUUUCCAGCAGGCAUGCGUGAGCGUGUUUGAUAGGAGUGAAUGGAGACAAAUGGUUUUUAAUACUUGACGUACUGUUGGAGUGUGAGCAAAGUAACAUUUAUGAAGGGGUUCAGGGAAACCGGCAGGCCGGACUUGAGUCCUGGAGAUGAGAAGUACAGUGCCUGCACUCUGAAGGAGGGGUGUUAAUGUUGCAGUUUAAAAACUGUAGUGUAAAGCACCCUUCUGGCAAGACAGUGAUGGAGUGAAUGAUGGUGAAAGUUUUUCUUUUUCGGGCCACCCUGCCUUGGUGGGAAUCGGCCAGUGUGAUAAUAAUAAAAACCAUAACCCAUAAUUUUAUUUGGAGUUUGGUUAUUCUCUGUUACGUCACUCAAGGACGGUGCUUUGAUACCAGUAAGGGGCUCUUGAUCCAAGGAAGUGGACUUCCAUGGAAUCAGCCUGAUUGUUUCUCAUUACCCUUGCACUGUGUGACUCCUACAGGUUUGGUCUUUCUCAUAACAAUAAUAAUGACGUAACUAAAAUGCCAGGACUAAGGUGUUAGUAACCCCUUCUCCUGUAUAAAUUACUAAAUGUAUAAAGGUCACUCUGCCUUGGUGGAAGAUGACCAGUGUUUUAAAAAAUAAUAAUAAUAAUAAUAAUAAUAUAUGGACACCUAUCUAGUUACAAGCCACAUACAGCUGCAGUUAUACUUGAAGUGUGUCUUUGUUGUCUCAAGGAAGUGAAGAAAUGAUGAGUCUUAAGCAGAAAAUGUUUUCCAACACAGUAACUAGGAGGAUAUACUGACAAACCUGACAAUGAAACAUAAUUAUCUGACCAUACCAAAUGUGCUUUAAAUUUCAGGUUAUUGCAAGAAUAUCUUGUCUAGAUGUUAUGCUGAAGAAGAGAGCAAAUUGAUGAUAUGGUAUUCACUGAGACUGCACUGCCAGAAAUAUGGCAUUAUUUUACUUUAAUUUGCUUAUUCCAGAUUAAUUAUACAUAUUUUACAGGUUAAUACAGUGGAACCUUGGUUUUCAUUUGCCCUGGUUUUCAUCAAAUUUGGUUUUCGACGACUUUUUUCCGUCAAAUGUUGUCCCAGUUUUCAUUUAAUUUUCGUCCGCCAUACCAAACGUGUCCCCCGCGCCCACACAAAGCAUCCCACGCACACACUCCAAGUCAGUCUGGCUUUGUUUCUUGUCGAGUGAAAAUUACCCUGUGAGCUCAUUCGAAACAUUUUGUAAGAAUCGAUUGUUUUUUGUGCUUGUUUAUUGAGUGCGACAGCUAAAUAAGCCACCAUGGGGCCAAAGAAAGUUACGAGUGCCAGCCCUUUGACAAAGAAGGUGAGAAACAUGAUAGAAUUCAAGAAAGAACUUGUAGAAAAGUAUGAAAGUGGUCAAUCUCGCCAGGAUGUACGGGAAGUCCUCAUCAACGAUCAAUUCCAUUCUGGCAAAGAAAGAAGAAAUCAAGGAAUCUGAUGUUGUGAAAGGGGUAAGUGUGCUUACAAAAUAGAGAUCGCAAACAAUCGAUGUUGAGGAGUUGUUGGUCUGGAUCAACGAAAAACAGUUAGCAGGAGAUAGUGUUGUGGAGGCAAUAAUUUGUGAAAACGCAAGAUAGUUGCAUGCAGAUCUCGUAAAGAAUGUGCCUGGAACGAGUGCUGCUGUUAAUGAAUUUAAGGCCAGCAGAGGCUGGUUUGUCAACUUCAAAAAGCGAUCUGGCAUACGCAGUGCGUUAAGGUAUGGCGAGGCUGCAAGUUCAGACAAACAAGAGUCUUCAAUAAAGGUAAAACUGAUUUAAAUGUUCAUUUAUCCAUUAAAAUUAAUGCUUUAUAUUUAUUUCUCACCUAGGUAGUAGGUUGGUAGACAGCAACCACCCAGGGAGGUACUACCGUCCUGCCAAGUGAGUGUAAAACGAAAGCCUGUAAUUGUUUUACAUGAUGGUAGGAUUGCUGGUGUCCUUUUUUCUGUCUCAUGAACAUGCAAGAUUUCAGGUAUGUCUUGCUACUUCUACUUACACUUAGGUCACACUACACAUACAUGUGCAAGCGUAUAUAUGCAUACCCCUCUGGGUUUUCUUCUAUUUUCUUUCUAGUUCUUGUUCAUGUUUAUUUCCUCUUAUCUCCAUGGGAAGUGGAACAGAAUUCUUCCUCCGUAAGCCAUGCGUGUUGUAAGAGGCGACUAUAAUGCUGGGAGCAAGGGGCUAGUAACCCCUUCUCCUGUAUAUAUUACUAAAUUUGAAAGGAGAAACUCGUUUUUCCUUUCGGGCCACCCCGCCUCGGUGGGAUACGACCAGUGUGUUGAAAGAAAGAUUUAUUUCUCAUUGUUUUCUGUAUGUAAAACUAUAGUUAUUCUCUAUAAAAUGUAUUUUUUGUUAAUAUUGUUGGGUGUCUGGAAUGGAUUAAUUGGAUUUACAUUAUUUCUUAUGGGAAAUAUUGCUUGAAUUUUCGUCGAAUUUGGUUUUUGUCAGACUCUCUGGAAUGAAUUAAAAACGAAAACCGAGGUUGCACUGCAUAGCCUAACUUAAAAAAUAAAAUAUUUGUAUACAGAGAACAUUCAGAAAUUGAUGAUUGGGGAAUGCCUAAGAAUUUAAACUGUAAAGUGAGAAUGGGUUGAAUUAUAACAAUAAACAAAAUUCAGAAUCAUUAUAAACAUGUUUGGACCUUCCCAAGUAUGUAAUAAUGUUGCAGUAAUAUGUACAGUAAUAUGAACAUGUAUUAUUAUAAAAGAUGUUAUGGUACUGUCAAUUGACUGUUUCGGUCGUAUAUAUACGUAUUACGCGCCACUGUUUCUGACCUAUGUAUAUGUGUAAAUUCUAGCAGCUUCAAAUCAAGAGGGAGAAAGCUGGUAGGCCCACAUGUGAGAGAAUGGGUCUGUGUGGUCAGUGUGCAUCACAUAAAAAAAUUCUUGCAGCAUGCAGUGCGUAAUGAGAAAAAAAAAACUGAACGUUUUUUUGGAUUAAAACUCCAACUUUGAGGUGUAUUUUCGUAUAGUAUUUAUCAUUGUAUUCUCGUUUUCAUGGUCUCAGGUGAUAAAAUGGAAAACACAUUAAAGAAAUAGAGAUGAUUUUGAUUACUUUCAUGAUGAAAACGACCUUGAAAUUGAGCUCAAAAUAGCGAAAAUGUUCAAUUUUUACCAAUGUUCAGGAGUAAGCAAAUCGCACCACACAUCCAAUACACUUCAACUGGGAAGUCUGAUAUUCUUUCACUAGUGCACUGAUAUAAUUUAUACCAUUUUUACAAUAAUGCAGUAAUCUUCAUAACGGUAAAUUUUGUAUUUUUUUGUAUGAAUAAAAAAUCAAAAUAUAAAGCAUAGUAAUAUAAAAGGGGCCUAGAGACGUGACUAAUGAACAGAGAAUAUGUUAUUUUAGUGCCAAGAAUGUCUACAUUGUUUAUUCUCUACUCUAUUUUGAAAUUGGCAUCUUUCUUAAUUUGCGUGAAAUUGGCCAAAUUGCCAAUCUCUGACCAUUUUAUUGGGUAGUUCAAAUCGGUAAAUGGGUGGUUUCUUGUACUCAACUGAUAGAAAAAAUGGAGUUCUAAAGAAAUAGCUAUGAGUUUGGUCAACUGGCACAACGGAAUUGGCCAAAAACAGGGCUCAAAGUCGGCGAAAUCGCCAAUGUGUAUAUGUCGCCGAGACCGCUAACUUCGCGGGAGCGUAAUUCCGUGAGUUUUUGACAAAAUUUUGUACUUUUGGUGUCAUUACCAUCGGGAAAAGAUUCUCUAUCAUUUCAUAGGAAAAAAAAUUUUUCUUUUUUCCAAAAAUUUAUCGACAUACUGUAGAAUGACAGUUUCAGAAAGGGGCCUGCGACAGUCAAAGGGUUAAUUACCUAAAUCCUGAUAACAGAUCUGCUGCAGUAAAUAAUGGUAAUUAAAAAUAGAUAUGGGUGCAUUUUCAAAAUCAUGGAAAAUCUCUGUAAUGUAAUUCAUUAAUAAAUCUUAUAAAGUAAUACACUAAUUCAUUGUUGUCACAUUUUACAUAUUCGGCAGCCUGACAGAAAUAAUAGAACAUAUACAUUGCAUGGCUUGCCCAAAAAUUGUGUUUUCCCUUUUAACACAGUAUUAUUUUACUGUAUUUAUAAAUAAAUUCCACUUAACAUACUCAGUCUUUGCUUAUCAAAUAGUAGGAUACCCGAAAUGCCCCAGCAUGAUAGUGGUUUUCUUUGUACCAAUUAAAUUAUGAAAUAUAAACACACAUUGUAACCUUUGCAAAGAAAUAAACUUUUAUUUUGUUUUGUUUUGUUUUUUGAUUCUGCUGUAGUGUAAAAUUAUCAGACUUGCUAUGUAGCCAAGCAUUAAUGGUGUAGGACACAUGAUCUGACACACCCAUAUACCUGUCACUCACUCAUCCUUCAUCACAACACCAGACACUUGACAGUUCUCUCACCAGCUAGUAACACAUUUCAGUUUGUGUAUUCGCUUGUUUAUAGAUGCAGUCAUUAAAUCUCAUCUCUUGGCCUCGCCUUGUAACUGGUUUUGACUAGGUUCACAUGAAUUCUACCGUACCUAUUAUUAAUCUGUGCAUGGAGUCUCUCACCACUACUUCCUCAUGUAAUUACAUUUUUCUGACUGCAGAAUCAUUUCUUGACAUUACUGAGGUUCAUUAUCAUCUUUAAUUUACAUCUCCGCCCCUUGUUCCAGUUUUGUGCUUCUUGAAAAGUUUUCCUCUCCACCCUGUCAAGUACUUUUAAAUAUAUUGUACAUCAAAAUCAGUUAUUCCUGGUUCUUCUGUUGUCUAAGAUCAUCAGUUUCUGUUCUUUUAGUCUCUCAUAAGUCUUUUCUCUUGAAUUCAGGACUACUCUUGUGUAAAUAUCUGUACCUCCUCUAAUUUUUUAGACAUGCUUAAUGAAGUGAGUUUCACAGUGGUGCAGCACACACUGACUGACCUGAGAUAUUUAUGGUGUCAUGAAUCACUUUGUUGAGCUUCCUGGAAACUGAUCUUAGGCUUGAUAGUCGUUUAGUUGAUAUGUGGUUCCAGUGAUACGUUUGAUAUUGUGUUCCCAUCUAGGUCCUCCUUGUGUGAAGUUUGCAGCAUCUGUCUUGCCAUUUAUUUUCUCCAUUUUUCUGGUGGGUUUAGCACCUGUCACUAAAUCUAAUAAAAAAUAAUAAUAAUCCCUUGACCAAUUAUCAAAAACUUGUGCUUACUGAGGUUGAAUUCUAUUAACCACAUGGCCAAUCCUGUAGUUUGUCCUGGUUAUAUUGUAGCUUUUCCUUGUCAUCUCUAGUUUUUAUUUUUUCCAUUAAUUUCACAUCAUCUGCAAAAGGAAUAGUGAGGACUUUAUCUAUUCUGAUAAGUGGUUUACACCUACAGCACCAGAAACAGCACUGGUCUUAGUUCCAGUUCUUGUAGAACCCCACCUGAGUCUUAACUCACUUUUACACUAAAUAUUUUACUUUAGCAGCUAGCACAGCUAGUAUGUACACAUUCAACAGUUCAUCUCCACAACCCUGCAGUUCCAUAUUUAUGUUUGUUUCAGAAGCUUCAUACUUUUGCCUCAUUAUAUUCCCAAUAAAUGAAAAAUAUUUGUGCCAGUUAUUAUUGUGAUAUGGAAAUCUAAAAACAGUGCUGAUCAGGCCUGGCUGUUGUCUCAGCACAGGUCAUCAAUCUUGUUUGUAACAUCAACACACGCUUGCUGACUCCGCCCACGUCAUCAAUACCGUGCCCUCCCCCCUCAUGCAGAGUAUCCUGGGUAUAGUAUAUAAUGGACUGGAGAGAGCAUGUGUGGCUUGAGUGAUUGGUAUUGCACCAUGAUGCUGUAAGUGUGGGAAAAGUGAGAGGCGCCAAUCUUUACUACCAACAACUCACAGAGUGGUGUGUGUGUUUGUGUGUGUGGUGGUGAGGUGUCAGAGACAGCAUGGGAGGCAUGAGGUGGGUGCUGUCCCUGGGUGCACUGCUGACUGCUAUAGCUUUCCUGCCUCCAGCUGCUGCAGACACAGACUGGUGGAACUUCAAUGAAAAGAUAAGGAAUGAAGUGCUCCGGAACUAUGACAAGAACACUCUGCCCCAGCGCACCCACAAUGGCACUACACAAGUCUACUUCGAUUUGUGGCUCCGGGGUCUGUGGUUUGAUGAGACAAGUCAGGUGCUUCAUCUCAACUUAUGGCUAUUCAUGAUUUGGCGUGACAGCCGAAUAUUAUGGGACCCAAAGGACUAUGGAGGACUUGAUGAAGUGCACUUUAGCCAUGAUGAGCUCUGGACACCUGACAUUACUGUCUACAACAAUGCGGAUAUCACAGAAAUCAACCACUACGGGCAGACCCACCUGCUGGUGUUCAGUGGGUUAGUUUAUUGGUUCCCACCUGCUCACAUCUCUGUUGAGUGUCCCAUGGAUCUCUCUCAUUGGCCCUAUGACACCCAGACCUGCCACAUCUACUUUGGCUCCUGGACAACUCAUGGCUGGCAGGUCGAGCUCAGCUAUCCAAAUUUCACUAAAGCGCUCAGCAAUAGGUACAACCUGAAGACGUCAUCCCAUUGGCGUGUCAAUGGGGGAACCUUGCAGCGCUUGGACUUUAGGUACCAGAACGUGCCUGAGCCCUACUUUGUUAUGCAUGCUGCCUUCUCCAUCACUCGCAUCUCUCCCACCUUCUCCUCCACUGUUGUCGUGCCUGCCUGCGUUGUGUCAGUGAUAACGCUGGUGCAGUUUCUGCUGCCCCUGACACAUGCCAAGCGGGUGAUGGUGGGCUGCAUUGCUCUUUUGCUUACCCAACUGCAGCUCCUCUACCUGGCCCAUGCCAUUCCCCUACUUGGCACCUCCGUCCCCAUCAUUGUAAAGUUCUACGGGCAGACACUGGGUGUGGUGGUAGUGAGUGUGGUUGUUUGUGGAGGUCUACUGCGCCUUACCCAAGGUCCUCACCUCAACUACCCUCCACCACUCCUCCUCAAGAAAUUCCUCACAGGACCCUUUGCACGCCUACUCUUCCUUCAUGACUACACUCACAAAGUUGGUCUGAGUGAAGGAGGGGCUGAAGAUGGGGAAGUGUUGGAGGAGGCACGUCCAACAUCUUACUUCCAUGAGUGGCUACUGGUGGCUGCUGCCAUUGACCGCAUUGCUGCCUUCAUCUUCGUUGCCACCUUCAUCAUCACUCUCAUUGCUUAUGUCGCCCCCAUAUGAUUCUAAAGAUUCCAGAACUUUGUCAUCAUGCAUCACUCAGACCAGAGUCAACAUUAAGCCAGGAGUGUGUCUGCCAUGGCUUGUCACUGGACCAACAGCUACCUUCUUUAUGUGUCAGUAGACGUAGUGGUACAUGCCAGUGGUUGCUUUUUGCCGCACCCCCGCCAUGGGGCCGACGGCAUCUCUGAACAGGUCAUCAUAUGACAAAGACCCAUUCAAGGUGCUUUUCCCUGAAAAUGCAGCAUCUUGGAGAUUCUAGCUUCAAGUUUGAGGGAGCAAGGGAGCAAAGUUAUAUUUCUUUCCAAAAGAAGGACCAUGUUUUUCAUUAGUAACCAUGAAUCGCAUACUGUUCAUCUGAAAACUUUAAAAUUCAUAAUUGGAGAUUUCUAGAAUGUGUCCAGUGUCUUUGCAUUUAUUUCUACCAAUAAAUCCAUCCUGCAUGAUGAAUGUGUUUAAGUAAACUAAGUUCUUGCUUUUUUACUUUAUAUAAUAUGUUAUAGAUCAGGGUAGCAGCAGGCCAGUACAAUACCCUAAUUUUUGUAAUAAUAAUAUAAAUGCACUUUUAAAUACUUAUUUGAGGUUGCUUAUAUUGUAAGUACUGUACAUAUCAUUAAAUAUAAGUCAGUACA
This is a messenger RNA of Cherax quadricarinatus, 7705 nucleotides long. RefSeq names its product neuronal acetylcholine receptor subunit alpha-6. Gene Ontology annotation, molecular function: transmembrane signaling receptor activity; excitatory extracellular ligand-gated monoatomic ion channel activity; transmitter-gated monoatomic ion channel activity involved in regulation of postsynaptic membrane potential. Gene Ontology annotation, cellular component: synapse; neuron projection; plasma membrane. NCBI's taxonomy places the organism in Eukaryota, Metazoa, Arthropoda, Malacostraca, Decapoda, Parastacidae. The record is from RefSeq and is a predicted model, not a curated record. Gene Ontology annotation, biological process: signal transduction; chemical synaptic transmission; monoatomic ion transmembrane transport.